Molecule: messenger RNA, 409 nt
Organism: Episyrphus balteatus (marmalade hoverfly)
Lineage: Eukaryota; Metazoa; Arthropoda; Insecta; Diptera; Syrphidae
Exons: 3
Coding region: 24-359 (111 amino acids)
Source: RefSeq, a predicted model, not a curated record
UUUGUUUGAAUGCAGCAGCAAUCAUGAAUUUCCUUACUAUUCAUUUGGGAGCUUUUGCUCUUCUUUUUGUUCUUAUUCAAAAUUGUGGAUGCACUCAAACUGCAGCCAAAUCAUCAUGCAAGGAUAAAUGCACAGGAGAACCUAGUUAUAAUUCAGGAUAUACCUCUGUAUCUCCUCCAGUUCUUUCGACACCAUUGGCAACUCAAACUAAUGUUGCUUCUUCGUAUCCUGCUGUUGCCUAUCCAUCUCCCAAUUAUAACGGAGGUAUUGUUCCCCCAGGAAUCAUUCAGGGUGGAUAUGGUUCUUAUUACGGAGCACAACAAUGUAGUUUGAAUACUAUUAGAGCUUGUUGUGGAUAACAAUACACUUAUUAAAAUAUUGUGGACAAAAAUGUCUUUUUUAAUGAAGG